CCCCUGGGCGGGAGGCGGCGGCACCAUGUCGGUGAGCGAGAUGUUCGCGGCGCUGCAGGGAGCGCUCGGCCAGGACCAGGACAUCCGAGAGGAGAUCCGGAAGGUGGUGCAGGCGCUGGAGCAGACGGCGCGGGAGAUCCUGACGCUGCUGCAGGGCGUGCACCAGGGGCCCGGCUUCCAGCACAUUCCAAAGAAGUGUCAGAAGGCUCGUGAGCACUUUGGUACAGUGAGGACACAGAUGGAGUCUCUGAAAACCAAGUUUCCUGCUGACCAGUAUUACAGGUUUCAUGAGCACUGGAGGUUUGUGCUGCAGCGGCUGGUGUUCCUGGCAGCAUUCGUGGUCUACUUGGAGUCAGAAACAUUAGUGACCCGAGAAGCUGUUGCAGAAAUACUUGGGAUUGAAGCUGAUCGAGAACGGGGCUUUCACUUGGACAUUGAAGAUUAUCUUUCUGGUGUAUUAACUCUGGCCAGUGAGCUGGCCAGGCUGGCAGUGAACAGCGUCACAGCUGGGGACUAUUCUCGCCCUCUGCGCAUCUCAACCUUUAUCAAUGAGCUGGAUUCUGGCUUCCGCCUCCUCAACCUGAAGAAUGACUCCCUGAGGAAACGCUACGAUGGCCUGAAAUACGAUGUCAAGAAAAUUGAGGAAGUGGUUUACGACUUGUCGAUCAGAGGACUCAAUAAGGAGGCAACAGUUGGUGCAGGCGGGGAGAAGUGAAGGCUGCUCGUUUGAGCAGCAUCAUCCAUUACCUCAGAUGGUUGCCAAUUUAGGAAGUACCUAGAGAAGCCUUCCUACAGUAGUUUAGAAGAACUGCAGCUCAAAGCUGCUCUCUAUUUUCUUACAAAAGGUGUAGUGCAGGUGUUAGAUGUUUUGUAAAGUCAUGUCUAGAUUAGGACAGUAGACUCUGUUUCCGGUGGAAUUCCGCUGUCAAACACACGGUGCCGUUCUCUGCACAGCAGCAACAGCAGUCAGUAACUCCCGUCAGCUGAGUUCCCAUGAGUUCUGUAGUGCUGCUUCCCUGCUCUGUCAGAGAAGUGCUGUGGCUGUCUCUGCUCACACACCCUCAGAAGUGUGUGCAGCACACAGCUCGGUGCAGACACACGGGAUCUUUUAAGAAACAGUGUGUAAAUACUGACUUUUUUUUAAGACACUUUGUUUUCCCCUUUUUCUUUCUUAAAUUUUCACCUAUGUAAGUUGAACAAAUUUGCCUGUUUAUGAACCAGAUCUCUUUUUUGAUGGUUUCUGUUAAUGUACCCCCUGUAAUUAAGAAAUUAAUGAAAAUACUCCUGAGAAUUCCUCUGUUGGAACUGGUGUCUUGCACCCCAGUCUCUCUCUCUCUCUCAUAUUUUUUUUUUCUCUUUCAGUUACCAGGGAGAGCAAAGUUUUCUUAGACACCUGCUUUCUCUGUCUGGUAUUUGUUUUGCUGGCAUGAGUAAAUGCAGAGUUUUAAAUUAUGAUUUGCCUUGAGAACUCAGUGUAACCAGUUUUUACGGUUUUUUUAACUUGCAAGUUUUCUGAAUAGAGAAGUGUAAACUGAUAAACUGGAGGUGGUGUCUGAGUUGUAACAACCUGUACAGACCGCAACUGUACCUGUGUCCUGGGAUUAAAAAAAAACAAAACAACACCACAAAACUAUAGUUUGUGUAGUAAAAUGUUUGUAUCUCCAGAAACGGGGAAGUUACUGCUUUCAGGUAAGUAUGUAAGAUGUUUGCAGACACCAAGAGCCUCUUUCAUGUCUGUAACUGGGCAGACUCAUGCCUCCCCAUGUGCUUGUUCUAUUGCCCUAAAUCACUUCGAGUUUUGCCAUUCUCCUACCUCUGGUGGUGCAGGAGGGGUAAGGAGAACAGCUAAUUUAGGAUGAGGAAUACUUCAGAAGAUGAAUGGCAACAGUCAAGUUUAUGGGGAGUUUGUUAGUGUUUUGGUUUCUUAGUGAAGAUUUACUGCUGAGUUAAGGGGUUGUUUUGUUUAUUGGAAGAAAAUGGGGUUUUUUGUUAUUUUAGCCAAUAAAAGCUGUUCUUUGAUUAUGA
This is a messenger RNA of Hirundo rustica (Barn swallow), 2025 nucleotides long. It is a transcript of the gene TSN, whose product is annotated as translin. Lineage: Eukaryota; Metazoa; Chordata; Aves; Passeriformes; Hirundinidae. The coding region runs from base 26 to 715 and encodes 229 amino acids. Gene Ontology annotation, biological process: RNA metabolic process. Gene Ontology annotation, cellular component: cytoplasm; nucleus. Gene Ontology annotation, molecular function: sequence-specific DNA binding; single-stranded DNA binding; RNA binding. The record is from RefSeq and is a predicted model, not a curated record. The transcript is spliced from 6 exons.